This is a messenger RNA of Vigna angularis (adzuki bean), 1516 nucleotides long. RefSeq lists its product as uncharacterized. Gene Ontology annotation, molecular function: ubiquitin-protein transferase activity. The transcript has 6 exons. NCBI's taxonomy places the organism in Eukaryota, Viridiplantae, Streptophyta, Magnoliopsida, Fabales, Fabaceae. Bases 242 to 1294 code for a protein of 350 amino acids. Gene Ontology annotation, cellular component: nucleus; Smc5-Smc6 complex. The record is from RefSeq and is a predicted model, not a curated record. Gene Ontology annotation, biological process: double-strand break repair via homologous recombination; DNA damage tolerance.
CCAUAUUCCGGUCUUUUACUAUUUUGAUUUUCAUUGUCUUUCAGCGGACCAAAACGCUCCGACUUCCUAAUGACAUGAGUUAUUUGUUAAACCCAAUCCAUCGGAGCAGAAUCCCCCGUUUUCUAAAAAUUUCCCAAAUCGCUUAUUUUACCUUCCAAUUUCCCUUCUUCAGAAACCCUAACCGUGGUUUUCAGCAAGUUUUCCCAGUCUCAGAAUCUGCAUCAGGGUUUGUGAAAGAACCAUGUCGAGAGCGUUAAGCUGGAGACACCAUGUCGUGGUUCAAUCUCUGUUGUCGCGGGGCCCACUCAGCGAGAAGGACUUCCACGCCAUGUUUGAAGAGCUCACCAAGAGAAACCCAGGUACUGAGCGGCAGCUGCUCGAUGGUUUUAUUCUGAAAAUCAACAAGGCGCUUAGUUGUGCUAAUUUUGAGUUGCGUGCCUGCAUAAAUCAAUAUGAUGGCCAAGUUUAUUAUGGGGUGGUCAAUACCGUUUCUGAUGAACAUUCCAAGUUAGGGACGAAGUAUAGUGUUCCGCAAAUUGCCUUUUACAAGGCCAUUAUUGAAGCAAUAGUACAGGAUGCCUCUGCAAAAGGUGUUAUCUUCAACAUCCAUGCUCUCAAUCUUAGUUUGGAUGGCCAGGUUACAAUUAUGACAGAUCCACAAUCACAAGGAAGCCAGUCAAAUGUUCCAUCUACUUUGAAAAAUUUGAGUUUGUCUCAAAAAGAGAAAACCCUGAAUGAACUUGUAGAGGACCAGUGGCUUAAUUUGACAACAGAGGGUGUUAUUAAACUUGGUUUGAAGUCAUUUCUUGAUCUUCGCAGUUGGUUUCGAAAUAAUGAUGUUCCAUCCUGUCAUGUUUGCAAUGAAGCUGGAAUAAAGGCUGAGUUGUGCCAAAAUGAAAAUUGUACUGUGCGAAUUCAUCAGUAUUGCCUGAAGCAACUUUUCUUGCAGGGAAAGGUUGCCAAAGUUUGCCCAAGUUGUGGGACUUCCUGGCCAUAUACUGUACCGAAGGAGGCCUUGCGGAUGGAAGAUGACAGUGAACCUAGACAAAGUCAACGGGUGACCAGAUCUGAUCGAAAUAGGCGAAGUGCUAACAGGGUUGUUGUUGAUGAUGAAGUUGGAUGCAGUAAUCAGGAUGAGCUGAAUGAAAAUAGAGAAAUCCAGAAUGGUAAUGUACGGAAAAGAAGAGGACGCCAAACAGAUAAUGCAGAAACAGGAGGAUCUGGUGCAUCACAAUCUUCAGCAGCCAUUUCGGGUUUGAGAAGAGUAACUCGAAAUUCUACUCGUCUGAAGUAAACAAUGGUGCUUUACACUGCUUUUUGGGGAAGCACUGUACAUUUUUCUGCUGACUGCUGUAAUUUAUGCUGAACUUUUGAGGAUAUUUGUAUGGACUUUUGUUGUAAAUGCAGUUAGCUAGUUUUAGUGACUAUUUGUAAACCAGCAAUCUUAUGUUAUUCCUCUGGCGUGAAAGGACAAACCUCUAGCAAAUACAGUGUAAAUUCGUCCCUUGUGUCAAAA